This is a messenger RNA of Macrosteles quadrilineatus (aster leafhopper), 2586 nucleotides long. RefSeq names its product ran GTPase-activating protein 1 (gene RanGAP). Lineage: Eukaryota; Metazoa; Arthropoda; Insecta; Hemiptera; Cicadellidae. The record is from RefSeq and is a predicted model, not a curated record. The coding region runs from base 89 to 1834 and encodes 581 amino acids. Gene Ontology annotation, cellular component: nucleus; perinuclear region of cytoplasm; cytosol. The transcript is spliced from 10 exons. Gene Ontology annotation, biological process: nucleocytoplasmic transport; signal transduction; activation of GTPase activity. Gene Ontology annotation, molecular function: GTPase activator activity; small GTPase binding.
GACGACUGUCUGAUUGUGACUGUAAAACGUGUUUUGUCAUAACUAUAUUUUUCAUUUUAUUAUUUAUUUACUAGAUUAUUAUUUAAAAAUGUCUUUGGAUCCGUUGGAUGACCUAACUAACAAACUCUCCAACACUAAAGUUACUGGAGAAGGUGUCAGUUUUGUUGGGAAAUCUUUAAAGCUUAACAACGCUGACGAUGCCAAAGUCGUGACUGAUGCCAUUGCAGCUUGUCAAAAUUUAGAAUACUUAAAUCUAGAAGGUAAUACUCUUGGAGUGGAUGCAGCAAAAGCAAUCGGAACAGCUCUUGGGACUCAUCCGGAAUUGAAACGGGCAUUAUGGAAGGAUAUGUUCACUGGUCGAAUGAAAGAUGAAAUACCUCAAGCUUUGCGAUACCUGGGUAGUGGGCUGGAUAUGGCCAAUGUUCGGCUAGUAGAGUUGGACCUCAGUGACAAUGCUUUUGGCCCCAUUGGAAUGGAGGGGUUGGCAUCACUACUGCGCAGCUCUUCCUGCCACUCCCUCCAAGAGUUACGACUCAAUAACAACGGACUUGGAAUCACAGGAGCUAAGUUGCUGUCCAAAGCACUCAUGGAUUGUUACGAGAGCAGCAAAGCCGAAGGGAAGCCUCUCCCUUUGAGGGUUUUUAUUGCUGGAAGAAAUCGGCUUGAAAAUGAAGGUGUGACUGCUUUAGCCAAAGUUUUCAAGGUGAUCGGGACUCUAGAGGAGAUACAGAUCCCGCAGAAUGGCAUUUACCACGUGGGCAUACGAGAGCUGAGCGAGGCCCUCAAGAGCAAUCCAGGGCUGCAAGUGUUGAACCUCAACGACAACACGCUCGGCCCCAAGGGCGCUACGGCACUUGCAUCAGCACUGUCCAGUCUGCAACUGCUGAGGGACAUAAAUCUGGGCGACUGUCUGCUGAAGACUGCCGGUGCACUCAGCAUUGCUGACGGACUGCGGGAGAAACACGCCAACUUGGUGGAGCUUAAGUUGGAUCACAAUGAAAUCAAAAAGGACGGUGGUUUAGCAAUAGCAAAAGCAAUGGAAAACAAGACAAAACUUAAAGUUCUAAAUCUGAACGGCAACCAGUUUGGAGAGACAGGUGUCUUUGCAAUCAAGGAUCAAGUCAGAAAAAACAAAAAACCCGAUGUUUUGGAUAGCUUUAGUGAAGACGAAGAUGAAGAUGAAGAGGAAGAAGAAGACAAUGAGAAUUCUGAUGAGGAGGAAGAAGAAGAAAAUGAAGAAGAUAGUUAUGUAGAAGAAAACCAAAAAGAACAAAACAACAAAAGCGAAAAAGAACUUACAAACGGUAUCAAAAAGGAGCUGACAAGCCAAAGUAGUCUAUCAUCAGUUGAGACAGAGAUGUUGAAUUUGUUGAAAAAUGUCACGGCAGCUGAUUUCCUUCAAAGUCCAAGCCCGGUGAUGUUUUUAGCUCUUAGAGCCAACAAAUCGCAACAGAUUAUGGAUGAAAUCCAGGUCGGGACAGUGGACGGAUACCUGGAAAGGUUCGUGGGUGCUGUGAUGAAGGUGUCAAGUCUGUGUACGGAGCCUACAGUGGCGGAGGAGGCAGGUCUGGUGUGUAACACACUGUACAAGGAACUGUUCAGCUGGGCUCAGGCUCACAACCAGCUGUCUCUGGUCAACAACAGUCUGCUGGUUCAUGUAGGACUGCUCAAGGGUGAAGACAAAAAGUGGAGGGCCAGCUACAAUCUGACAGCUUGCAGAAUAGCUUUAGACUCUGCAAUGAGUCAAAACUAUUUCCCUCAAGAAUCUAAAGACACCAUUCGGUAUUUCUUGGAGAAAAAGCCGCAAGUCAUCGUCAACAAGACAUUAUUGUGACCUUCGCUGUGGUAGACUGUGAUUUGUACAUUUUAAGGGUCAGUUUUACUUUCUUAAACUUCUGUGUAAUACUGAAUACAGGGAAUAUAGUAAAAGGAUGUAGCCUGGUCCAAUUUAUGAAUUAACAAGCUUUUAACUUAUUUUACAAUUUUUCCACUGAUCAAGUGUAAAUCUGAUUACCUGUGAAAAUAUUCUGUUCCUUAAUUAUUGUUAAGAUUAAUUGAUUUGGCAACUACUGUCUCUAUUCAGAUCUCAUAUGUUAUUUUAGAUAGUGUAAGUUGUGCUCUCUUGAGGUUUUCUUGUAACUUGACAAAAUUAACUUUCACAUUUUUUUUCCAAAUGCUGCAAUUUGUUAACAAGUAUCAACUCAACUCACAUUGUGUUUUCGUUUAAUCAAAUUGCUUUUUAUUGUUAAAUGACAGUGGUUAUAAUUAAAAUAACAUCACAAUCUACAUAUUACAGCCAAGUGUGAAUUAUUAGCAUAUUUGACAAAAUGUACAAAGUACAACUACUUAAUGAACAACUUAUUAAAAGAGUGUUCAUUUGAUUCAAUCAAACUUGUAAGUAUUUUUACUAAUGUAAAGAGAAUCAUUCCAAUUACACCCUACUUUACCACCACUCCACUAUUAUAGUAUCACUGUUAAUUUGCUAUUUAUUUCAAUGUUAAGUUUUGAAUAACGACUUUGAAUUUGUUAAUUUUAAUUGUUCUUUAAUUGAUGUGACCAUUUGGAUUACCAAGAUUAAAUAUUUUG